This is a messenger RNA of Phragmites australis (common reed), 1186 nucleotides long. RefSeq lists its product as uncharacterized. The record is from RefSeq and is a predicted model, not a curated record. Gene Ontology annotation, biological process: glucose metabolic process; beta-D-galactose catabolic process via UDP-galactose, Leloir pathway. The transcript is spliced from 3 exons. Bases 16 to 1113 code for a protein of 365 amino acids. NCBI's taxonomy places the organism in Eukaryota, Viridiplantae, Streptophyta, Magnoliopsida, Poales, Poaceae. Gene Ontology annotation, molecular function: carbohydrate binding; aldose 1-epimerase activity.
AUCGAUCGAUCAAGAAUGGCGGAAGGGAAGAGCACACUGCUGCUGUGCCUGACCGUGGUCUUGCUGGCGCUGGGAGGUGGCGGCGCGGAGGCGAGGAAGCGGGGGAAGCAGUCCCUGGGGUUCUACGAGCUGCGGCGGGGCGAGUUCUCGAUUGUCCUCACCAACUGGGGCGCCACCAUCCUCUCCGUCAGGCUCCCCGACAAGAACGGGCACAUCGAUGACGUCGUUCUUGGCUACAAGAACAUCGGAUCUUACGUGAACGACACGACCUACUUCGGCGCACUGGUGGGCCGCGUGGCCAACCGCAUCGCCGGCGGGCGCUUCACGAUCAAGGACCGCCCCUACCACACGUACCGGAACGACGGCAACAACACGCUCCACGGCGGCCACCGCGGGUUCAACCAGGUGUUCUGGGCCGUCCGGGAGCGCGUCACCGGCGAGUUCCCCCACAUCACCUUCUCCUACCGCAGCUACGACGGCGAGCAGGGGUUCCCAGGCAACCUCGACGUCCUCGUCACCUACAAGAUCGACGGCGACUACUCCUACAGCGUCACCAUGUACGCCCGCCCCCUCGACAAGCCCACCCCCGUCAACCUCGCGCAGCACACGUACUGGAACCUGCGCGGCCACGGCAACGGCACCAUCCUGGGCCACGCCGUCCAGAUCUUCGCGUCGGCCGUCACGCCCGUCGGCGGCGACCUCAUCCCGACGGGCGCCGUAGCGCCCGUGGCCGGGACGCCGUUCGACUUCCGGUCCCCGGCGGCCCCCGGCGCGCGCAUCGCGGAGGUGGUGGGAGGGUACGACAUCAACUACGUGCUGAACGGGGAGACGGACGGGCAGGGGGUGCGCAAGGUGGCGGUGGUGAGCGAGGCGGCCUCCGGGCGCGUGAUGGAGCUGUGGGCGGACCAGCCCGGGGUGCAGUUCUACACGGGCAACUUCCUCAAGGGCGACGAGGGGAAAGGCGGCGCGGUGUACGCCAAGCACGGCGGCCUGUGCCUGGAGACGCAGGACUACCCCGACGCCGUGCACAACCCGGGCUUCCCCAGAGAGGUGUACCGCCCGGGGCAGCUGUACAAGCACUACAUGCUCUACAAGUUCUCACUCCGCAACUAGUAGCAAGUAGCUUCAGCUUCAUAUCCAUCAGCUUGGGGAUUGUUUGGUCAAGUUUAGUAGCUUGCAGCAGGUA